AUGUGGUCGACUGCUCGAGACGUCGCCGCAGGCGACCUCGUUAUCAUUUGGCAGACUCGAGAACUCAUUCAACCUUUACUCAUCACUCCAGGGAAGGACCUUAACUCCAGGUUUGGAUAUUACCGGCAUGCAGACCUUGUUGGAAUUCCCUACGGGUCUAAAGUCGGAUCUCGCAAUGGCAAAGGAUUCAUCCAUGUCCUUCGACCCACUCCGGAGCUUUGGACUAUGGCACUUCCCCAUCGCACUCAGAUCUUGUAUCUUGCCGAUAUCGCGUUUAUCACCUCAUGGCUUGACAUCAAACGCGGAAGCAGUGUCAUCGAAGCUGGUACUGGUUCGGGAUCGUUCUCCCACUCCGUCGCAAGGACGAUAGGGUCGGUAGGACAUCUUUGGUCAUACGAAUUUCACGAGGCCCGUGCAAACAAAGCGAGGGAGGAGUUUUCGCUCCACGGAAUGGCAGACAUUGUCACCCUUACACACCGCAACGUGUGCAAGGACGGUUUCACAGUUGAAGACACGGUUGAUGCAGUAUUCCUCGACCUUCCGGCUCCGUGGGACGCUAUCGAGCACGCCAAGAAGGCAUUGAAGAAAACCAGCCCUACUCGUAUAUGCUGUUUUAGUCCAUGCAUGGAGCAAGUCCUUCGAACAGUCAACGCCCUAAAUGAUUCAGGUUUCACGGACAUCACGAUGUUUGAGACGUUACUGAGACCUCACGAAGUUCACCAACUAUCACCACAGUCUCUAACCCAAGCGGUCGAGAAGCUCAAAAAAUUAGAACAAAAACGUGAAGACAAACGUCAGCAUCAGAUCGCAAGGUCGAGUAAAAGAAAGCGGGAUGACUUACCGGAAACAGACAUUGACAAUGUGGGAGUGAAAAGGCUCAGAACUCAGGAAUCAGAGGAAGAGGAUGUCUGUAUCCGCGAUAUCCCGGAUGCUGUGGUGGACCCUGGCCAGUCUGCCAACCAACCACCACCAAUCAAAAUAUCUGUUUCAAAGGUGUCUCCCGACGUUCGGGGCCAUACGUCAUAUUUAACUUUUGCUCGGCUGGUACCUACGGUGCCUUCAAAAUCUGUCUCAAUUCGAGAGUAA
Messenger RNA from Suillus subaureus, 1086 nucleotides. Its product is annotated as tRNA methyltransferase complex subunit Cpd1. Lineage: Eukaryota; Fungi; Basidiomycota; Agaricomycetes; Boletales; Suillaceae. The record is from RefSeq and is a predicted model, not a curated record. The transcript is spliced from 7 exons. Gene Ontology annotation, cellular component: tRNA (m1A) methyltransferase complex; nucleus. The coding region runs from base 1 to 1086 and encodes 361 amino acids. Gene Ontology annotation, biological process: tRNA methylation.